AUGGAAAAUCUGAAGAGAACAAAAAGAACGGAAACACAAAAUAAGACAUUUAGAAUGUACCUGAAGCUAAAGGAGAUGCCUCAAGGGUCUUGUGUCGAUGAAGACGUUCUGCAGCAUCUGGUGAGAAAUAUGGAGCUGAGAAAAGAGGUUUUAGACACAUUGCUUGGCGUGAUUGAAGUUCUGAGGAUAAAUGCCCCAAGAUGCUUUUUGAGUAAAGAGGAAAAACGUAGGUUCUUCAAGUUGCUUAUAGAAGUGCUUCCAAAGGAAAAAAUAAACCUGGAAACUUUCAUCACAUACAGAAUCCCCAGUCUUCUGACGGAUAAAGACUUGAUUUCCAAGCUAAGUGGAUUGAUAGGUGUAGUCAGUGGAACUGCAAAGAAGUAUUUGAAAGAGAUUAUUAUCAUACUGAUAGAAGAAGGGACUGAAGACACAACAAGAGAAGUAAUCCGUUCUGUGCUUCUCCAUAUACCAAAGGAUCCAGAAAUUAGUAGUAUAAUUGAGGUUACGAAAGAGAUAUCGAUGCCGGCUGUUGCUCUAAUUAUGGAAAACUUUGAAGAUAAAGUUUAUGCAGAUGUAUAUUCAAACCUUAGCUUUAGGGAGCACUUGUGUGUAAGGAACAUAAGGGGACAAGGGAAGUUGAAGUAUUUAACUGCAGCAAUGACGGAGGAGAACUUUGAGAAGCUUUGUAACUUUUACAUUGGAGAUAAAGACAAGAGAGUAAUUAAGAUUUUAGCCGAAAAUUGCAGUCCAAAACACGAUGAAAUAUUUCAUAAAAUCCUUUCUAAUUGUAACGAAGAUAUCCGUGCAACGUUACUAGAGAAAACAAGCUUUAAAGAUAUUAUCGAAUACUCUUUGGAUAUCUAUGAGAGAAUUCUUGACACAAGUCACAAAGUCAGGGCCGUAGCCUUCAAUAUAUUUAGGUCUGGAAUGGAUCUUUGCAGAAAUUUGUUGUUGGAAAUUGUAGAAAGCUCCGAGGAAAAUCAAAAGAAUUACACAAAGGCUGGUAGUGAAAGAGAGUGCCUGCUAAGAUUAAUAGAGUUUAUUCUCAGGGGAGUUUUUACCAGCCAAAGAAAGGAAUAUAUUGAUCUCCUAAACGAAUUUGAUCUACCCUGGGAGUUCUAUUUUCGUAUCAAAUCUUUUAAAGGAACAGAUGUCUUUUUGGAGCAGAGCUUGGAGAAGAUAAAAAAAGAGAAGGGGGAACCUCCUGAGUGUAGAGAGAAGAGAAGGUUCUAUCUAAAAUAUUUUUUCUGCGGAGAACUUUCCAAGCAAAAAAUCAACGAGCUUAUAAGGACGGAUAUCCAAUCAGCUUUGGUAUAUCUUCAAGGAAAAGAUAUAAAAGAAUACAGAGACUUAUUGGUUGGGAGAGCAUUAGCUAACAACAGUACAGAGGAAGUGUUAAUGAUAGUAGAUAUGAUAAAGGCCCAUCUGAAAGACCAAGUCUGGCCAUCAUGCCCGAAAUCCGAUGCAGAGCUUCUGGUGUAUGCACAUUCCAAGCAUUCAUCAAUUUUUGUUAGACAGGUCUUAGACUUUGAUGUCACCUUUCCGAUGCUUUAUUUCCUCUCUUACAUGAGGAUACCAGUAGAUGUGCUUCUUCCCUUACUUUUGAAAUACAAGGGCAGCAGCAAGGAACACGUUGAAAUUCAGCUCGGAUACAAUGAUAAAAGACUAUUACAGGAGUUUAUUGAAUACUUCAUGGAGAUAAGCCUGGACGAAGACUCCAAGAUAAAGCUUGUAAGGAGUAGGACAUUCGUUGGAUCGAUGAUAUACUUUGUCAACACCGGAUAUGUGAACAUAAAGAACAUAGACUUCUUUAUCUCCUCUAUCUACUUCAUAUGCACGAGUUCUAAUAAUGAGGCCAAAGUCAAGCACAUCUACGAAAUCUAUUCAAUGAAGGUGGACCAAGGCACAUUCAAUAGAUUCUACACAGUAUGUUUGAAGCUCAAGGGCAUGUCUUUGAAUAAAGAACCUUAUGAAAUAGAUGAUGGAACGGUGUUGAUUAAAAGAAAUGACAGAAUUCUAUUUCUCAUAUGUGAAACUGUCCUUGGAGUACGAGAAGGAAAUGUAGUUGAUGAAAAGUUCAAUCUCCAGGCAUUUUUUCAUCCGAUCUCAGAGAAUGUGCAAAGCAUGAUUUCUUCAGGACGAGUAGUAUAA
Messenger RNA from Encephalitozoon intestinalis ATCC 50506, 2151 nucleotides. RefSeq lists its product as uncharacterized. The transcript has a single exon. The record is from RefSeq and is a predicted model, not a curated record. NCBI's taxonomy places the organism in Eukaryota, Fungi, Microsporidia, Unikaryonidae. Bases 1 to 2151 code for a protein of 716 amino acids.